Messenger RNA from Leptomonas pyrrhocoris, 7732 nucleotides. RefSeq lists its product as hypothetical. Gene Ontology annotation, cellular component: nucleolus. Gene Ontology annotation, molecular function: protein binding. Gene Ontology annotation, biological process: ribosomal large subunit assembly. Bases 1133 to 7732 code for a protein of 2199 amino acids. The record is from RefSeq and is a predicted model, not a curated record. Lineage: Eukaryota; Euglenozoa; Kinetoplastea; Trypanosomatida; Trypanosomatidae. The transcript has a single exon.
AGAAACCUCCCACUCGUAGCGCAGACGUGCGAACCCACACAGCUCACUUUACGCCGUAGUGCCCUGCGAAAAGGCAAUAGUUAAAGCAGUCGACAAACAGCAGGACGCGGCCCCCUCCCCCGUCCCCCUCCCCGUCCUUGCAUCACUGCAUUGAUUUAUUCUUCCGGCGGCGAUUUACGCUGCGCUGUCGAUAAGAGAGAACGGCGGAAGAAAAGGGCACGGAGAAGGGGCGCAUCGACACAACGACAAUAUCAACGGAAGUGAGCGCUGUGUAUCGUUUCAAAAGCAUACAAACAUACAAGAAAAAGGAAAGCCCGGAAAGAGAAUAGCGCACGUUCAGCAGACUAGGUACCACACUCACAACAACAGUUACAUUGGAAGGUGUUGGUAGAGGUUGACCUGCGCACGGGCAAGGUUAUCGUUGUCUUGAGUUUAUUUCAAAGCUGAACAUUUCCGUGCGCCGUCCAUAUAGACUUUUUUUUGUUUUCACCUCCUACGCCGGUAAAGUAAAGCUGUGAAGAGAGUUCUAGAACGGAGGGGAAAAAGCCACGAGAGCAAGCGAGCGGAACAGGGGACAGCCGAGAAAGCUGAAACGCAUUUUCCGAGAAGCAGUUUGUCCUUUUCCAACUGCCUCUCUUUCCAUCGACACGCAUGUCACGUAUUUAGCAGCGGACUCUCUCCCUGUCGUCUUUCUUUUCAAUUCUGAAGCUCCAUCUCUGAUGGAAGGUGUCGUUCUAUGCACCAUCAAGGUUCGAUUUGCACUGUUUCCUGCGUCUUUUUUAAAAACUUUUAGUGUCAGUUCUCACUUGUCAUCUUUUCGCUGAGAUUUCUAGCAGUUUUAUCGGCUCAGCGUCUUGCGCCAGUGUUUUCUACGUCGUCUUCGGAGUUACUCACUUUCUGGCGUUAAAAAGGAAAAAGACAAGAUUGGUCUUUUGCUCUUUCUGGAUAUCACACAUUUCCUUUGUGCGUCUCCUCUUUACGUAUUUGUGUCUCGAACGGUUUGCCGUGCGGUGGAAGGUUCUAUUUUCCCUCGCUUGCUUUUCAAUUGAAACCCUGUUCUAUCCGUUUUUUGUUCCUCUUGUACGUCAACACAAAAGAGUUGUUUAAUUCCUAUCUUUUCUCCUUUUUUGAGAUGCCGCUUUCGUCGUCGUGCCACGAUUUCGGUGAUGCCCUCCACGCCGGUGGCCGGCAGCGUUCUGCUCCGUCGUCAGCAGCGGUGGCCGGAGCACCGACGCGGUCACCUGUGCAGCAGGUAGGCCGAAGCAGUACACGUCUCCGUUACGGUCACUCGCUCGCCGCACCACGGCAGCGCCCGGCAUCUCCCGACGGCACACACUGUGUCACAACGGUGCCGCUGGGCACAGCAACGCUGGCAAAGCAGGGGGAGCGGCACCCGUCCAGAUCGCUGCCCAUGUCCCUUCCUCAGCCCCAACCGGAGAGGAGGGCAGUCUCGACGUCACCACGUCAUGAGCAACAAGAGCACCUACAAGGUCUUGCAUCUUCGACCGAUGGUCGCUCUUCGGCUGCGUUGAACCGAUACCCACGCCGGUCCGCGCAGUCGCUGCCGUCGCAUGUAAACCCCACCUUUCAAACAGAGGCGGGCAGCAACGCCCGCCUGUCACAGUUGCGCAGCACGACGCCGAGCGCCAGCCUGUCGAGAGACACCGCAGCGCUGCACUCUAUCCCUCCCAAUUCUACUUCCAGUGCCGCCGCCCCACCUCCGUCGGUGCCGUCCACCUCCCCCCGCCUCGGCCAUCUCCGGCCCCUCUCCACAAGUCGUGAGGCGGACUACGUGAAUCUCGCCUACCAGCGUGGCUUAAUGGGUCGCUUCCGAUGUGCCAUCCCAGUCGUGGUGUGCACCCCCGCUGCUGCGACGCCACACGACAAUGCCGUGAAGCAAGAGAAGCUGCCCAACACGACGGACGCCGCGGGAGGGCAAAACGACGAAGGCCAUGUCGGUGCUUCUCUGAUAGCCACGCACGCACACGUUGAGGACGCGAACAACACAGGAGCGGGAACAAUAGGGGCUGCGGACACGACGGCACCUACGCCAGCUGAUCUGCCGGAGCGUCGUACCCACAGAGAAGCCUCCCCUUCUGUUGCCGCAGACGCUGCCGUACCUGGGAACUCGAUGCUGUCACGUCCGCGCCUCAGCACCUCCAGGUCAGCGACCUCUGUGGUGAGUGGGUCGACGGCGCGUCGCGGCCGUGCCAGCGGCCAAUUCCCAUCCUCCGCCUCCUCCCUGCCACGCCGGUCCGUCCGUUCAACACCGAUGUCGACGGGCGUGCGCACGAACAGUACAGGCGGCCUCGUUGCCACCGCCUCCUUUGGUGGUGGUGGAGGUGGAAGUGGUGUGCCGGCGGCCAACAUGGAGCCCCUCACCAGGUCCGGCCUGCACACGUCGCUCUGGGCGGCGGUUCAGGACGGCGGUAUCGAGGUGCGCAGCAUGGCGAACCCAAACCUGGUGUUGGCGAGUCAUCCUCGCAAGAACCCGCGAGCGAUCAUCACGUCGUUGGUGGAAAUGUGCGGCAACCGUGUCGCUGCCGGUCACACCGACGGCUCCCUUCAUCUCUUCGACGCCGUCACGUUGAAGGAGGUCGGCGAGCACCAGCCGCACACGGCAGCGGUAACGAAGCUCCUCUACGUGGAGGCAGCGCCACGAAUGUCCCUGUUACCCGACGCAACCAGGCGUGCGACGGGCGGAGACACCAAGAGCGGGCCGGCGCCCAUGUGCUCGCUGCUGGUGACGGCCUCCCUCGACCACACCAUCACCGUUUGGGAGGCCGCCGCGAUGACACUGAUGCACCGUCUGAGCGGCAGCGUGCGCAGCGUGUGUGCGCUGGCGGCGACAGCUACUGGCGGUUACGUCUUCAGCGGCUCCGACGAGGGCACCAUCCGCAUGUGGGACGCCGUGCGAGGGCAGCAGUGGGAGGCCACGAAGGACGAGCGGGCACAGCUGCGCAGGGGCUCACGGGAGGGGGUGCUUGUGGAGGGCGGUGCGGUGACGAACCGGUCGUCGCAGCGCUUCGUAGAGUACACCGAGGCCAGCAUCUCAGCAAAUGACGCCGAUCACGACAGCAGCAGUGAGAGUCUCUCCGAGGAUCACCACGCCGGUCCUCGCGGCCCCUUCCGUCCCCACGCACUCGCUUCCCUGCGCGCCAGCGGCGGGAGCGCUUCGUCACACCCUAUCGCGCCGAGCCGCGGCCCCUCCAACCGUCGGUCCCUCCUCAACUACGGCGGUGUAAAGGUCGUGCCACACGUCACGUGCCCUCUCAACAGGGGCAUCUUGACGCUGCAGCGGCCGAGCGCGCUGACACGGCCACGCGAUACGGCGGGACUGCCGUGCACCUCCUCCCGCUCGCUGCCCACCACGGAGGACGUCUUUGCGCCGAUGGACGCGGCAACGUCCCCAAGCCCUUUUCGCGAGGGGGACGGCGUGCUGGCAGGACCGGGCGGCGACAUCUCCCCUCUGCGCACCACGCUCGAUUACGAGGCGGAGGUGGCUGAAGUGGCUGGUGGCCAUGGUGGCGGCGGUGCUGCCGUUGCUGUGCGAGUGAGCCCACUCGACGACGACUCGCGCGUGCCCGCAUCAUCGCGGAAGCACCGGAUCGCAAAGAAAAAGACGCGAAAGGCGGGCAGAGGACAAGUCGGCACCACCACUUCCACCUCUUCCUUUACUGGCGGUGGGGGCGAGGAGAAGGGCAAGGACAAGACGCCUGAGACAGGCAAACGUAAGAAGAUCAAGAAACCGAAGAAGCGUUCUGCGGCAACCGCGUCCCAGACAACGGCGGCAGCAGCGGCGCGGCUCCCGGCGAAUAUGCUGGAGCAGCGGCUCGAGACAUGGAUUCGUCUAUACAACGAGCGUGUGUUGUUCUCCGCUGCGUCGCAGCAGCUGACAACGCGCUUUGCAGCUGGCUACGACGCAGAGACGGCGAUGAACUGGCCGGUUGAGUGCGCUCACGCGGAGUACAUCGCCGCCCUUGCGGUAGUGGAGGACCGCCUGCUGGUGAGCGCCUCGUGCGACGCAACGGCGAAGGUGUUCGCCCUGCCCUCUGGCCAAUACAUGCGCACCCUCACAUCGUCGCGCCGCAUGCCGCUGUCCGGGGUGCUGUACGACAGCAGUGUCGGACGCAUCUACACAGGCUCUUCCGACGGCACGGUGUCCGUGUACGACAUGACGAGCCCCGAGCUGCCGUUGUUGUCGCAGCUGCAGUCGCCGCAAGUUACUUUGUCGUGCACCUUUGUCCCGUUGUCGAUGGCGCCGAUGCAGCGCUUUGUGAUCAACGGCGCCGUCGAAGAGGCGGACGCACAGGCAACGGAGGCGGUCACGCCUCCCUCCAGCACCGCCGUGGUGACGACAGUGGCGCAGUUUGACAAAACAACGCCGGCGCACGGUCCGAACCAGACGACGUCGAGCUACCGAGUCGGACAGCCCUCCCUGCGCGAGCUGAACGCGGCCGUGUCGCUGCAGCUUCUGCAGCAGCAGCGAGUCGCGAAUUUGACGGCGGCGGUGCGGCGAAAGGUGAAGGGCACGGUGGAAGCGAUGGAGCUGCGUGGCGAGCGGCAAUGCGGCAUCGUGCUGGCCCAGACGCACCGCCGCCGGCAAAUGUCGCACGCGUGGUGGCGCUGGCAGCGGUGGGCGCAGCGGCGGGCGGUGCUGCAGAAGUUUUCUCAACUUGCGGAGACGCGUGCGCACAGCGUGGCGCAUACGCUGCUCGGGCAGUACAUGCUGCGGUGGGUGAAUGCGACACGGCAGCACAAAAAGGCGGCGGCGAGUGCGGUGUUGCGUGCGGUGCAGCUGAAAGGAAGCGACGCGGCGCUACUCUCCGUGCCCGCGGAGGUGCGGUCUGGCUUGCGCUGCACGCUGGAUCUGAUGUCGACAACCAUGAUAAAGUCCUUGAAUCGGUGGACACUACGAUGCGUGUAUCGGCGCUGGCGUGAGUUCCAGCGGAUUCGCCACGCAGAGCUGCAGCAGUCCGUUGGCUACAAUAAACUCUUGUUGUCGAUGAACGCCAGCGCCGAUGCACCCAGCUGCUACACUUUGACCCGUCUUACCCGCACUGCGACACAACGCGCCCACCACGCCCAGGCCCUGUGGCUGCUGACGGAGUUGACUGAGCGGUGGCAGUCGCAGCGACAGCGCCGGCACUUCUUUGUUCGGUGGCGCGCCUGCGCACGGCUGCGUCAGAGCAUGCAGGUGCGGCGCGAGGAGGAUGCGGGGUGGAGGCUGGUGGAGCCGCUGUCUUCCACGUUGGUGCAGCCGCGGCUGCUGCGCCGACGCUACUUCGAUGCGUGGCGCAACUUCGCCCUCUACCUCGCACGCGGCGGUUCACUGGCGAGCGAGCGGGACACGCUGCAGCGGGAGUGGGCAACGCUGCAGCGGGCACUGGAGGCUCCCACCACGGUAGCGGAACUGACGACGGAGGUGCAGGAAACGGAGGCCAGUGUUGCACAAAUGGCGAAUGAGAGGGCGACGCUGGCGGAGCGCGUGCAAACCUUGGCCGAUGAAGACUGUACCUUGCGUACCGAGGUGGCCCUUCGGGUGUUGAUUGCGGGGUACUACGUGUCGGAUGCCGUGGCUACGAUGGCGACCACGGCGACCACGACACCACGAGCGCAUGCGGGCGUCACACGCACCGCACUGAACGCGCGACGCCCAUCCAUGGCCUCUUCGGUUGAAAGCGGCACGGCAGGUGGUGGGGCAUGUCGGGCGGCGGUGAAGUCGCUUGCGUCCGGCGCCGCGUCCACAGGGAAUACGGAGGACGGGCUUGCCCGGUCGACGGAAGAGCAGCGUGACAAGAAGCUGCUCUUGGAGGCCAGUGCGGUGCUACGCGCGCUCAAAGGCAACUGCCUGCAGUGCGCCCGUGACGACAAGCUGCUGGCUCAGGCCCACGCGCUGUCGCUACGGCUGCCCAUUUACGAGCCCCUCGUGAAUGAUCUCAUGACCAGCGCAGAGACCACUCCCAGCCGCCGGUCGGGGCAACAACAGCGACGGCCGCCGCCACCUUCUCAACGGUCCACCACCGCGUGGUCCGUGUCGAACGCGAAGAAAGCCGCUUCGACUGCCACCUCCGCACACACGUCCGCUGCAUCGGCUUCUGUCUUCCUCUCAGCGCAGCAGCAGCAGCGACGCCAGCACUCGACGCUGUCCGGCUCCGUUUCUAGCGGCGAGUGUAUCGCAGGUGCCACGGGAGCCAGUACGCCCAGAGCAGCAGCAGUAAACAGCAACAACACCAUCCGCGCCUCGACAGCGGCACAGAUGUGGUCGGCGCAGCCGGUGGAGGAGAACUACCCUAGCCUGGCUGAUGCCUUCAACGCCAUCUACUCGAAUUUGCUGGCGCUGUUGUACAGCGCAGCGCGCGAGUGUGGUGUGGCCGCCAGCGCCACCGCAGACGUGGAGAGUGGCAACAGGUGCACCCCUGCAGCGACGGACGGCGCCGCCGUACCCCUCUUCAGCGAAGGACGACGAGCGAAGUCAAUCGAGAUGGAGGACGACGACGAAGGCACGCUGGAGGAACUGCAAGCACCAGUCGUGGCGCCAUCGUGGCUCGCGCAGGUCCCACUGAAGCAGCGCCGCACCAUGGUCGGCGAGGUGCUGAAGCUCGUGACGCUCUUCGAUAGCUUCGCUGCGCACAGCGAUCUCCCUGUGGAGCGGGCAGGCAGCAUCUCGUCCAGGGGCACCGCCAACACGCGCGCCUUGCCGCUCUGCAGCUUGUGCAGCCACAAAGCGGCGCAGUCGCUGCUCCGGCACGCCGCGGUGUUGCUGGAGCUGGUGGACCCGCGGCUGUGGCAGCGGCAGCUGAAGCUGAACUAUUUGCAGGCCGCCUACGCGGCGGCGAUUGCGGAGCUAAAUGCGACGGUGUCGUCCUCGCACGUCAGCGAAGCCGGGCGGUAUUCCUCGACGGUCAUAACGCGCAGCGAGAGCGAGGACAGAGCCGCCUCGGUGCCGCUGCCGCCGCCUGCGCUGCGCCUCUCGGCGGAGGUGCUACAGCGUGCGAUAGACAAACUGCGGCCGACGUCGCACACACCGGCGAGGGCAGUGCCUUCCUCUCAGCAGACAGACACGCACACGUCGCCGACGACCACCAAUAGCGGCUCUGAUGCGCUGUCGAUGCGGCCGAGUGCUGCGCCCGCGUUUUCCACCGCUGGACGGACCAGCUCACCGCCGUACCCCACGGCGCUGCUGGCCAACCUCGAGACACUCCUGGAGAGCCGCCACAACAGUUGCGGGGAGCAUCUACACGGCGCCACCAAGAGCACGGAGGAGGAGGGGCAGACCUCGACGACGGAGCCGCAGCGCGCACAGAGCAUUAGCUUCUCCCAUCGCACCUUCUCCGGCGUCUCCACCCCACGAUCCUACACCCCACGUACCACCACGUCAUCGGUGGCCGGGGCCUCGAUGGGGUUGUUGAAGCCGUACCUCGGCUUUCGAGUGAAUGUGACGCGGGACGCACACACCGCACGGCGCACCGCGACGGCCAUCACCAUUCGCGACGUGGCAGAACAGUACGUGAACGCAGACGGCGUGGAGGUGGACAGCCCUGCGCUCGUCGCUGGCCUGCAGGUGGGCGAUCAGCUGAUUCGCUUCGCCGGGUACGCCGUCACCGACCUCGCUGCCUUCAACGCUGUUGUCUCGCGUCACGUGCACAGCGGUGCGGAACUGCCUGUCGUGGUGCAGCGGGGUGAGGAGCUGCUGAGUACCACGAUUGUCGUCGGCACGCGUAUUGCGUAG